AUGUUGGCGCAGACCGAACACUCCUGUCGCAGAAUCUUGUGUUACCUCAAAGAAAAACCCCAUUGGGUGGAAAGGCCCGGAACUGCAACAUCAAAGCUCAUUGGUUCAACGUGCGUCAGCGUACGUCCUCCUCUCCGGAAGGGAUCAACAGAAGUCAACAUGGGCACUCGUGUGAAGGUCUUGAGGGUAUUUAAAGCAUUGCACAGAACAAGACAAGAAGUGUUCAAAGAUGACCAUUCAGCCUUAACAGCUGCCAGAUUAAAAAUCAAUGAAGAAUUUCGCAAAAACAAAAAUGAAACUUCAGAGGAGAACAUUCAAAAGAUGAUUAAAAUGGGUUCAGAUGUGGAAAUUGUUCUGAGAGAUGCUGUUAUCCAGAUGGAACAUGUAUCAAAUGACACACUUAUGCUUCGCCCAAGAGAAAGUCUUUUAUUAGAAAAUGUUCCUUAUUGUGACCAGCCCCGGAAAAAAUCUUGAUGGAAUGAAAUAUUAAUGUAUAGAAUAAUGAUCUUCUCAUAAGUUGCAACUCAUACAAUACACCUCUUCAUUUUGUUAUGAGAUGGAAACAAGCAGGUGACACAGCAAGCCAAGUUACAGGUCAGAUCUGUGAAAAUGUGACCCUAUUCACUGAAAGAUUACUGCCAUACAGUGGAAGAUUCCCACUAGAAAGGUAAUGUAGUGCACUUUUAAUACCCAACAUGGAGAAUCUUCUUUCAUUUCACAAUCCAUGUUUUCCUGUUGUCUUUGCUUUGACAUCUCUACAAUUUCUAACCCUAUAAAAAUACAAAUAUUCCAUAUAUUGAAAGACUGCCGAUGCCCAAGCCAUCUCAUCUGGCUCCUCUCGAUGUGGAGAAACAACUCUGCUCCAAGCUCUGAGCUUUCCUGUGGAGGAAACUAAUUUCUAUCACUUGUAUACCUGAUCUUGUCCUUUCAGUCAUUACCCAAACUCAUGACCAUAGAUGAGAGUUGGAAUGUAUAUUGACCACUAAAUCAAGAGCUUUGCUUUUCAACUCAGCUCCUUCAUCACAACAUACAGUCUGAUCCAGCGACUGCAUCACUGCAGACGACAGUGUCACACUCUAGUAGGUUGUCAACAGCAGUUUUCAUAUUUUGGAAUAUUUUCUCAUAUAUGUUAUUGUCCACUAGAGUGCAACUCCUCCACCUGCGUUCAGCCUAUUUCAGACAUCACAUAUUUCAUAUUACUGUAAAAUAUAAAUUAAUAUUUUUGAUUAAAGGCAGGUGAAUUCACCAGUAGCCACCUGAAAAAUGUUCCUUCAAUAAAUAAUAAUAAAUGCAUAAAAAUAAAUAA
Boleophthalmus pectinirostris (great blue-spotted mudskipper) is the source of this 1306-nucleotide messenger RNA. RefSeq names its product LYR motif containing 7 (gene lyrm7). Gene Ontology annotation, biological process: mitochondrial respiratory chain complex III assembly. Lineage: Eukaryota; Metazoa; Chordata; Actinopteri; Gobiiformes; Gobiidae. The transcript has 6 exons. Bases 1 to 474 code for a protein of 157 amino acids. The record is from RefSeq and is a predicted model, not a curated record.